This is a messenger RNA of Ylistrum balloti, 3633 nucleotides long. Its product is annotated as glutamate receptor ionotropic, NMDA 3B-like. The transcript is spliced from 10 exons. Lineage: Eukaryota; Metazoa; Mollusca; Bivalvia; Pectinida; Pectinidae. The coding region runs from base 1 to 3633 and encodes 1210 amino acids. The record is from RefSeq and is a predicted model, not a curated record. Gene Ontology annotation, biological process: synaptic transmission, glutamatergic; monoatomic ion transport; ionotropic glutamate receptor signaling pathway. Gene Ontology annotation, molecular function: transmitter-gated monoatomic ion channel activity involved in regulation of postsynaptic membrane potential; NMDA glutamate receptor activity. Gene Ontology annotation, cellular component: postsynaptic membrane; plasma membrane.
AUGAAGAUUUAUUUAAUUCUACAUGGACUUGCGAGCCUAUUUGUUACAUUUCCUGGCGCGUCCAUCACCCAACACAGUGUAAGUAUUGGCGCCGUUUUUGAGGAACCAGAUUUCGUACAUUUUAGCAACAUAUUUAACAACUCUCUAAAGGAACACCAGGAUUUGUCAGACGGUGGUAUCUUACAAGGUGUGACGAUUCCUUCAAUGAACAAUCUAUACGACAGCUUAAAGGGAAUCUGUUCCGUGUUAAAAAGCAAUAACACAAUUGCUUUUAUAGUGGUGGGUUCUAAAGAAACUGUAAAUGCCCUAACUCUUCUGACGGAACCGCUUGGAAUUCCCGUACUAGGAUAUAUAAAAAACGAUAUCCACACAGACUCAAAGCUAUUCUUGAGAAAAAUACCGAGCUCAAUGUAUAUAAAGCUGGAGCCUUCUUGGCGGUAUAUGGCCAGAGGUCUUAUAAAGUUCUUCCAGGCCAACUUCUGGUUUGAUUUUCUUCUGUAUCUGGAGGACGAUUUUCUCUUUGAUGGAUUUUACGACGAACUACACAGCAUCACGGACGAUGAUAAAUGGAACAUCAGUGAGGAAAUAUUCUCCAAAAAAAUGACCGACAAAGAAAUGUAUCGUAGUUUAAAUACCUCUGUGAACAGGCAAGAUCGGAUUAUAGUCAUCCACUCAAGUGUUGCCAUGGCCAGAAGGAUAUUUAAAGUUGUGAGCUCUGUGAAUCUUUUUUCAGAUAUACACAUAGCUUGGUUUUUAACUGAGAGGGCAUAUACUCGGAAUAAAACGGUGCUAAGGAUUUAUCCUGAAGGUAGUCUUGCCUUGCUCAUGAAUGACGCAGUCAACACUGUUGACCUGCUACAAGACGUCAUAUCACUUGUGUCGACAGUGUUCAGAGAUUUGCCAACAGAAGAUAAGCGUCUGUUUGCCAACGUCAAGUACGACUGCGACAACUUGUCAAACAUAAAUGUGUGUCUUGGAGAAAAAUUGUACAAAGAAAUAACGAAGACACAUUUCGAUGGACUGACGGGAACGUUAGAGUUCGAGGCAGACGGUUCAAUAAACAUCUCUAACUAUGAUAUCCGGAACCUAGUAACCAGCGGCCGUAACAAGGUGUGGCGGGACAUGGGCUUUAUUCGAGGACACAAUAUUAACCCUUUCGGCAUUGUAUGGCCAAGCGAGACCAUCUCCAAUCAGAUCUUUAAUGGCAAGAAGCGGUAUCGCAUUGUCACAAAUCCCGUGAAACCUUUCGUCAUGGAGCAAAAACCACAUCCGGAUUAUGACGGAUGUGCUCAGGAUACCGUCUGUUUAAAGAUAUUCACAAAGGAAAAGCAGGCUACCAUUAAGGUCAUUCGUGAUUACGAGAGUGGAAGACUAAACAAGAGUAACCCGUACGAGGUUCGUUGUUGUCGAGGCCUUGCAAUAGACCUACUUAACAGGCUCUCGCGAGAUCUCGACUUCGACUACACGUUGUACAUCGUUGGUGACGUCACAUAUGGGAAAGAGAUAAACGGAAGUUGGAAUGGUAUGGUCAAAGAUCUGAUGGUAGGGUCAGCUCAUAUGGCCGUUGCUGCCUUCAGUAUUACACGCAGUCGGUUAAAGGUCAUCGACUUUACUCACCCAUACUUUUUCUCAGGUUUUUCAGUUCUCUAUUCAGAAAGAAAACGUCAUACCCGUAUGCAUGCAUUUCUUGAACCUUUUGCACCGGAAGUGUGGGUUGCAAUUUUUGUAAGUGCUACCAUUGGUGCUAUUGCCAUUGCACUUUUCGAGUGGAAUAGUCCCUUUGGAUUAAAUCCGUGGGGUCGGAAACGAAAACAGAAUUACACGCUAGCCUCCGGAUUAACUAUGGUGUAUUCGGUGCUAUUUGGUCACACGGUUCGAACCAAGUCACCAAAGUCGUGGCCGAGUAAGGUUAUGCAGAACUUUUGGGCUUUCGCCUGUAUAUUUGUGAUAGCCAGUUAUACAGCUAACCUGGCAGCCUUUAUAGCUGGCAAACACGCAGGAAUCAAUUACCUGGAUAUCUAUGACUCUAGGAUGCUUGAUAUACGUGUGGGUGUGUUGGAGGCAAGUGCUGUCGAGUCUAUCGUAAAGAAGAUCAACUACCGAUUGUUUCUGACCAGCCAGAGACACCAUGUGCCUAAAUCAGACGAAGCUAUCGAAAUGCUGAUAGCCGAUAAACUGGAUGCCUACUUAGGUGACUACCCUAUCCUUGAGUAUGCAAGAGGGAAUUUAGACCCAAAAUGUCAGCUCAGACUUUUGUCACAACCAUUUGGCGAGGAUGGAUACGGGAUAGGUAUUGCCAAAGACUCGCCGUUAAAGAUCCCCCUGUCAGAGAAAAUAAAGGAGUACCACGAAAUUGGUUACAUUGACGAUCUCAUUGACGUGCAUUUUGCUGACGCGGAGUGUUACAAACAGAGGAUCACCUCCGAGGAGUCCCGAUUAGAAGUACUCCAUCACGCUGGGUUGUUUGUCAUGCUGUCAGGAGGAAUUGUUUUCGGAAUCCUGUUGUGUUUUGUGGAACAUGCUAUCUACAGAUGUCUUGUUCCCCGAUUCCGGAAAUCUUCCCCGAAAAGCUGUGUUAAGAGCUCCCAUCUCAUGUUUUUCAGUCAGAGAUUGCACCGCAUUCUAACCAGUGCAGAACUGGUCAAUGCCAAUGAGUCUGCUAAAGAAAUGAUUGGAAUCGUGAGAAAUCGGGAGUUCUCCAAACUUUUCAUGAAAAGCACCAUUCGGAGGAACAAACUGGCUGACAUGGCAAAGACAAAAAGGUUGAACCGAAACUUCUUGGAUGUUGUGGAAAAGGCAAAAUGGAUGCAGCAAAUGAGAGAGGACAAAUUGUUCGGUGACGAAGAUUCUCCCGUGGCGGCCCCUCCCUGUAUCACUGAAAUAUCCCUCAGAGAUAUCGGCACUAAAAUAGACUUCAGUGCUCUAAAAAGUCAAAACUAUGAAAGCGAAGUGCAGAGUGGCAAUGACGGGGAUAUAGACGACUCUUGUGAUGAAAACAGAAAUGAAGAAAGUGAUUGGUUUUUAAGUCCUCCACUCCCGACGGAUAUGUGCCCAUACAAAACGUGUGAUCUAGAAAAACAAAGGAGUACUGAGAAUCUCGGUCGGUGUAUUUCCAUACCGGAAGUUAACCGGGAAGAAAUAAGCCCGGAUGUUGGUGACGAGGACACUAGUUCCGAUGGUGAUGAUUCUAUAACGGAACAAACUGAAUUGCUCAUGGCCGACCCCUAUUUACCUGUACAACUUGACCCUCAUCCCAUCCCUAACGGACAUGUACCUAAACAAUUGUCGCUUGAUAAUCAUGAAUCUAUUGAUAAUAUUUCGAGAAUACGAAAUCUAUCAAUAGAUUCUGAAAACAGGGAAUAUCGCCCUUUUAGCCAACGAACUGCUUCCUCUUUCAAUGAAAAUAAAAAGCAAAAUCAUCGAAAGCGGAAAACAUGGCACGAGCUUAAUUCAAGGCGAAGGUCGGACGUGCUACCUGAAAAGUAUGAUGAUAUUACAAAAGAAGAUUUGUUGCUUAUGUGGAAAGCUUCAGAAAUUGACCUUGGGGGCAGACUUGACAGGGUGCUCAGGGAAAAGAACAAACUCGAAAUGAGAAUUGCAAAGCUUGAUGACAAAAACCAAGAUAUCAUAUGA